AUGGACGAGCAGCUUAUGUUCUUCCCGGCGUCCGGCUCGUCGUCGUGCUCCCCGCCCUCAGCAGCCUCCUUCUUCUCCGCCGCCUCCCCACGCCCCCACCCUCCUCCCGUCAUCGAGUUCGUCUCCUGCGAGGUCCCCGAGCAAUGGCUCACCAACGACGUCGACGAUCUCGAGUUCCUGACAACCUCGAUCGACCUCGACAACAACAACUACCAGCAGCAGCUGGCGUACUGGGGCGGCUCGGCGGCGACGGAGCCGCCGUGUGGUUCGGCGGCGGCGACGAUGAAGAGCAGCAGGCGGGGGAGGAAGCCGAAGCCGGGGCCGAGAGCGCCGGGCGUGAGCCACGUGGAGGCGGAGCGGCACCGCCGGGAGCGGCUGAACCGGCGGUUCUGCGACCUCCGCGCCGCCGUGCCCAACGUGUCGAGGAUGGACAAGGCGUCGCUCCUCGGCGACGCCGUCGGUUACAUCGCCCACCUCAGGGCCCGCGUGGCCCGCCUCGAGCGCGAGGCCGCGGUGGCCCGGGAACAGGCCCAAGCACAGGCCCGCCAGAUGGCGCCGCGGCCCGUGGGGGAAGAGGAGGAGGAGGAGGAGUGGCUGGAGGUAAGGAUGGUGGGGCGGGAGGCGGCGGCGCCGGCGCCGGCGAGGCUGAUGGCGGCGCUCCGGGCGCUGGGCCUGCCGGUGCAGCACGCGUGCGUGAGCCGCGUCCACGGCAGGGGCGCCCCCACGGUGGUGCAGGACGUCGUGGUGGACGUGCCGGACGCCGGGCUGCGGGACGAAGGGCGGCUCCGGGCUGCCUUGCUCCGCGGGCUCCAGGCUGCAGCUGCAGGUGACCAGCUAGCGACGCCUAGCUAGCCCGAUCGAUCGUCACUGCAUGCGUGCAUGCACGCCGGUGCAACGGAAUUGAGCCGGCCGUUCCGCCGUUCGUCGCCGUGUGGAUCGAUCGAUCGGACGUUGCCGGCCGGUAUAUCUCAGUCGACUGGUUUUUAAACAAAACGCUUAUA
Messenger RNA from Brachypodium distachyon (stiff brome), 1001 nucleotides. RefSeq names its product transcription factor MYC2-like. Gene Ontology annotation, molecular function: DNA-binding transcription factor activity; transcription cis-regulatory region binding; protein dimerization activity. NCBI's taxonomy places the organism in Eukaryota, Viridiplantae, Streptophyta, Magnoliopsida, Poales, Poaceae. Gene Ontology annotation, biological process: regulation of DNA-templated transcription. The transcript has a single exon. Gene Ontology annotation, cellular component: nucleus. Bases 1 to 852 code for a protein of 283 amino acids. The record is from RefSeq and is a predicted model, not a curated record.